Molecule: messenger RNA, 1907 nt
Organism: Hydra vulgaris (swiftwater hydra)
Lineage: Eukaryota; Metazoa; Cnidaria; Hydrozoa; Anthoathecata; Hydridae
Source: RefSeq, a predicted model, not a curated record
UUUCUUUUUUGCACUAGUUAAACAAAUGUAUUUGUUUGUGUUUUUGUUGUUCGUCUUUAAAAACAAAUGUUUGGCAAUACCUUAUUGCGAUGCUGAAUGGUGUAAUCCAGGUCAUGAACCGUACCCUAAUAUCGUUUCAAUAAUGACCGGAUACAAUAUUCUUCAAGGAAAUCCAUUCACUUCGUCUCAUACUAGUGAUCCAGGUUUCUCAACAGGAUAUAUUUUUGUUCCAACCUAUAAAACAUCUUCUGGUAGCUAUGUCCUUCAUGGUGGAGUUACAGUGCGUCAGACUGUACAAUGCAGUCUAUCGUCAAUUUCAGACACCAUAACAACACUCAAUGAUUAUGCAAAAAAAAUUGGAUCAAAAUCUUCACAGGGAACAAUGUUUACUUCAAAUCUAGAGUUUGAAGUCAGUGCUGAACUUAAAGGUGUGGGUGUUAAAACAACUGUUCCACCUUUAGUUGAUGCUGCUUUCUCUUCAAGCAAUGAGUACAGAAACAAUGAACUUUUUUUUAGUCAAAAAAGAGGUGUUUUGACCUUACGAGAUGCUACAUGCGCUACGUAUACCGUUCGGAUAAGUCCUUUUGAUCCACCACCAUUUAGCAAUGGCUUUGUUAACUCUUUGAUUCGCUUAAAUAAUACAGAUGAAUCAAACCGAGCGUCUGUCGUUAAUGACUUUAUUCGAGAAUUCGGAACACAUUUUCUUCAACAGACUACAAUGGGUGCACGAACUGCAAUAACACGGCGAUAUUCUGCAGAUGAAUUUAAACUAAGUACAGAUGACCAAAUACAAAAGUGCAACGAAGACCGACUAAAAUUGACAAUUGCAGGAGUCGGUGUUGGUCGCACAUCCCAAAGUUGUAAUGAUAUUGCCAAUUCAGCAAGUAGCAGUUCCGUAGAUGGAUUUGAACGAGAAGCUGUAACGUCUUACGGUUCCAAGCCAGCGACUGAUCUUGUUUCAUGGUCUCAACAAAAGUUUGAAUCUCCUUCGCCAAUAAAAAUGGAACUGAGCUCUUUAUUGAAUUUAUUCACAGCAACUCACAUGAAGAACCACCCUAGUAUUAACUACAAGGGUAUUCUUAAGUGGCUCGGGCCCUUAAUGUAUGACUACUGCGAGAAAAAUAAAGUAGAACUUGGAAUUAAAUCAUGUAAUCCACAAACAAAGAACAGUUGUGGCUGGAAUGACAACUGUAUUCCACGACAACAAGUUUGCAACAACAACCCAAAUAACAUCGGCUAUACUUGUUGUACUCCAAAGUGUUCGCUUCUUCCUUGCAAAAACGGAGGAUCAUGUCAAGAUAUUACCGACAGUUCGUGCACAUUCCGAUGUUCGUGUCGUAAUGGCUGGCAAGGCGCCACGUGUGAAGAAAAAUAUGUCGUGUUCGAUAUCAUAAAAGCGGAAAUUGAGCAACAAAUGAUUAUACAUAGUGGAAAAAGCAAUGAUGACUUUAGAACCAUACUUCAUCAAUAUUUAUCUCAACUUUAUCCAAAAUAUUAUUUUACUGUUAAUGCUUAUAACGAAGUUAGCGGCUUUGACACCCAUUCAGUAAUAGGAAGCUACGUUCACUUUUUUAGACAACAUAGACGAAACCUUGUAGUCGGAUGGGCUAGACAUAAUUCAAUAUUUCCAUCAACAGAAAAAUUUAAUGAAAUUGCUGGUGCUGUUUUGCGGUCUGUCACUAAUUAUAGAGUCGAUGCACGAGAGAGUAUGGACAAAGCAUAUGCAAUAGCUAAUUCUUACGGAUAUCCUAUUGUGUUAGUACACGUUGUUCGGUUUGGAAAUGGCCUCCGUUCUUAUUACAAUGGAUAUACAAGUUUCCAAAACUUUAAAGUUGGUAGUCACGAAUCAAGUGUUGUUAUUAUGUUUGGAAAUAAUUGAAUAAAUAAAUAAAAAAUAACCAAAAAAA